UGCCAAACUUUGCCAACCACCGCACCGCACGCAAAUGAUUUGGCGUUUGCCUUGCCUUGAUGAAGUUCUUGUGAAACGUUUACCUACGAAUUUACUAAAAUGUUUCUCGAAACGUUGAAGUUAGAGCAAUUUCUGCUUUUAUCGUUAUUGUGCAGUCCUAUUCUAGCAGAAUGGAACACCCGGGACUAUGUCAGAAGGGAGCAUUCUCUCACAAAACCGUAUCAAGGUAGUGGAAUGUCGGUGCCUUACUGGGACUUUUUAGGUAGCACAAUAGUUACUACGAAUUACGUCCGUUUGACGCCGGACUUACAAUCGAAAUCCGGAGCACUGUGGAAUACUGUGCCAUGCAACACACGCAAUUGGGAAGUACAGAUACAAUUCAAAGUGCACGGCAGAGGGAAGGAUCUAUUCGGUGACGGGUUUGCGAUAUGGUAUGUCAGAGAUCGGAUGCAAACUGGACCUGUCUUUGGUAGCAGGGACUACUUCUCCGGACUGGCCAUCAUAUUGGACACAUAUAGCAACCAUAAUGGUGCUCAUAAUCAUCAACACCCGUACAUCUCAGCGAUGAUCAACAAUGGCUCCCUGCAUUACGACCACGACAGAGACGGCACACACACUCAGCUGUCAGGAUGUGAGGCCAAGUUCAGAAACUAUAACCACGACACACACAUCUCCAUCAUCUACAAGCAUGACACGCUUAUUGUGUCAACGGACCUGGAAGGCAAGAACGCGUGGAAGGAGUGCUUUAAAGUGGAAAACGUCCAGCUCCCCACUGGGUACUACUUCGGGGCGUCGGCCACCACCGGGGACCUCAGCGACAACCACGACAUCAUCUCUAUCAAGAUGUACGAGCUAGAUUUACUCGAAAAUCAGGUAAAAGAAGAGGACAGAUCGAACAUAAUACCAUCAGCUAUCUCUUUCGAGGCCCCUAGAGAGCGAAUCGAAGACUCAAAACCGGCUAUGUCUGGUUUUAAAACCUUCCUAUACAUGAUGCUUAUAGCUAUAGUCAUCAUAGUAUUGGUCGUGCUUGGCAUUAUGUGGUACCAGAAACGACAGGAACAUUCAAGGAAGAGGCUGUAUUGAGUGCUUUUUUAGGAUGGUAUGAGAAUUGUAUUUCCUAUUGUAAAUUAGUUUUGCAAGGGCAAUUGUGAUAGUUCUCGUUAACACUGGCGGACAUAGUACUGACGUUUGACAAAAUUUUGUUUAAAAACUAACCUUUGAAUGGACGACACUUAACGGCCCGCACUAAUCAUCAAGCUUGUAUCGCGGGUCCGAUGACACAAAUACAGUAACGGGCAUAACCUUAGACAGAGGGUGUUGACUGUCCGCUGUAGUGUUAACAUGAAUUAUAUAACCUCAGUUUUGUAUAAUAGUGAUUUAAAGUUAGUAAACGAGAAUGUGGUUUUGUAUAUUUGAAAUAUGGUUUUGUUUUGGUCCAAAAUAUUGUAUUGGUAGAUUUUUAGCAUUAAUUUCAUGUAAUUUCAUUUCACCUAGUGACAACAAACAAAGUCCAAUGAUUUUAUGAAAAUAAAUUCUUAAUUAAUGAGAAAACAGGCAAAGAACAUCUUUUGUUUAAAUUCGAAAUUUUCAUUUUGCCAUCAACUACGAGAGAAAACUGUAUGCAUAUGUCUGAUAAUUAAAAAGAAACUGAUUCCCCUGGAAUAAUUACUUUGUAUUAUAGCUGCAACAUCUAGUUUUAGCAAUACAUUGUCUUCACCUAUACUUAUUGAUAAUUUUGACUGAAAGUAUUUAUUUUAUUUUUAUUUAUGAAUAUGUGAUGAUAUUGUAUUGUAUUGAAUAGGUGUAUGAUCUUGUAGAAAGUUGCAUAGAUUCUUAUUAUGUUUUAUUUAACAUUAAGACUUAAGAUCGGGACAGACCGAACACAUAUGCGUAACGCUAUGUCCACACAUGUGUGUGGACAUAGCGAUACGCAUAUGUGUAUUGUAUACGUAUUCUGUUUGCACUGACCUUUAUUGUCGCUUAUUUUUCUAAUCAUCGAGGUUUUAUGUUCAUAGCACACUUCUACCGCACCGCUCCCACACGGCAACAUGACGCUCAUUGAAAAGUGAGCUCUAAAGCGUCCCCUGUAGACAUACUUUUCAUUGACAACAAAUAUGCGGUCUGCUUGCUGUCAGCUUGUUGUCACUGUAAAGUAUGUCUAUAUAGGACGCCAUAAAGCUCACUUCAACGAACGCCAUUUUGCGGCGCGGUGGAAGCGCGCCAGAACCUGAUUUUUGUAGCCAUCACUUUAUUUAAUAGUUUCAUUUAUUAAAUAAACGGAAGAUCAUAUGUAUGGAUAGUUGAACAUAUUAAGUAGGUUUUAUAGUAUGAAUAAUAUAUGUACAGCAUAAUCUGGUCACUAAUUGUAGCUUAGACCCUUUCCAAUGAUUGCUUUUUCUGUAAACUUCUAUCUGUACAGUCAACAACACGUCAAGCUAUUCAAAUUCAUUGCAAAUUUGCCCAUUAUUUGAUCUUGUAUACAUGCGUGAGAUGCAGUUAAUUGUACUAGUAAUAUAACAAAGAUUGAUUCUGACUCCUGCACUGUUUUCGGUUUCACACACUUGGUUUUCGGUUUUCGGAUUAUUUUAGUGCCUCCACCUCCCCCUCUCCGCACCACUCAGCCCUUUCGUGAUCGCCUUUCAUGGAGGAGUUCAAAAUAAAUUCGACUGUAAGAACCAAGUAAUAAGGCGGUAGGUUAUCGUCCUCUGAUUGAUCCAGGUGACAAGCGAGAGCUUCUCCAGAUGACGGUCGAAUCACGCCAUAUGUUUGAUAACUACUAUUUGUUUAGCCAACAUGCCACAUUAUUAUUAUAAAAGCAAAUCACUAGAAAGGGCGCAUAAUCUUUAUGGAAUAACAUAUAAUAUAUUAUCUCAUUAUAAA
This is a messenger RNA of Plodia interpunctella (Indianmeal moth), 2880 nucleotides long. RefSeq lists its product as uncharacterized. Gene Ontology annotation, cellular component: endoplasmic reticulum membrane; endoplasmic reticulum-Golgi intermediate compartment; COPII-coated ER to Golgi transport vesicle. The coding region runs from base 100 to 1083 and encodes 327 amino acids. The record is from RefSeq and is a predicted model, not a curated record. Gene Ontology annotation, biological process: endoplasmic reticulum to Golgi vesicle-mediated transport. Lineage: Eukaryota; Metazoa; Arthropoda; Insecta; Lepidoptera; Pyralidae. The transcript is spliced from 6 exons. Gene Ontology annotation, molecular function: D-mannose binding.